Molecule: messenger RNA, 2672 nt
Organism: Suillus discolor
Lineage: Eukaryota; Fungi; Basidiomycota; Agaricomycetes; Boletales; Suillaceae
Exons: 10
Source: RefSeq, a predicted model, not a curated record
ACAGGUAGACCAUGUGAUGUUAAUGGUGUAUUCCUCCCCCCUGGCGCUCCACCUCCACCUCCUGAGAAUCUCGCACCUGAUGACUGGACGCCUUUUCGAAACCGCACAGAAUUUGAAACGGCCGAGUUCCUUUACAAGCACAAUCAAAUGCCAGCUGGUCAAAUUGACCGGCUACUGGAUCUAUGGGCAUCUACCCUUGCGAAGCACAACGACAACCCGCCGUUUGCAGAUCACCGUGAUCUGUACCACGUCAUCGACAGUUCGCCCUUUGGGGAUGUACCAUGGCAACGUUUUACGGUCGCCUAUGAUGGCGAGAGACUUGCAGACGAGGACAAGCCCUGGAUGGACAGCGAAUACGAAGUCUGGUUCCGCGACCCACGUGAAGUUGCGUGUAAUAUGCUCGCAAAUUCGACUUACGCUAACGAGAUAGAUUACUGCCCGUAUAGGGAGUAUUCAACUGAGGGCAACAAGCGCCAAUGGAAGGAUUUCAUGUCUGGCGACUGGGUGUGGAAUCAAGCAGACGAAAUCGCGAAAGACCCGAGCACUCUCGGGUCGACAUUUGUCCCUGUCAUCCUUGGCAGCGACAAAACGACAGUUUCAGUCGGAACGGGUAACAACGAGUACUACCCGCUCUAUGCUUCCAUUGGGAACAUCCACAAUAACGUUCGAAGAGCGCAUCGCGAUGGUGUGGCCGUCAUUGGGUUCCUGGCAAUGCCGAAAACUACGCAGGAACAUGCUGAAGAACCUUCGUUCCGAAGAUUUCGUCGACAGUUAUUCCAUUCAUCCCUUUCCAAAAUUCUCGAUCCGCUCAAGCUGGGCAUGACGACUCCCGAAGUAACAUGUUUCGGAGAUGGCCACUACCAGUGUGUCAUAUAUGGACUAGGGCCUUACAUAGCGGAUUACGAAGAGCAAGUUUUAUUAGCGUGCAUUGUCCGUAAUUGGUGUCCAAAGUGUGUUGCAAAUCACGAAGAUCUCGACGAAGAUGUGCUGCCCCGUAGCCGCGAAUAUACAGAGGCACUCGUUGAAGAAGCUCCCUCAGGAGAUCUUUGGGAAGACUUCGGAAUAGUUGCGCAACUUGUGCCAUUCACAAACGACUUUCCCCGAGCCGAUAUCCAUCAAAUGAUAUCACCAGAUAUCCUCCAUCAACUUAUAAAAGGCGCCUUCAAGGAUCACCUCGUAACAUGGGUCAAGAAGUACCUCCGUCAGACACACAACAAACGGAAGGCACAGAAAAUUAUGGAUGAUAUUGACCGCAGAAUCACUGCUGUCGCCUCGUUUUCAGGCUUGCGACGAUUUCCUCAAGGGCGCGGAUUCAAACAGUGGACAGGAGAUGACUCCAAGGCCUUGAUGAAAGUCUAUUUACCUGCUAUCGAGGGCCAUGUACCUCAAGAUGUCGUUCGCGCCUUUCGUGCGCUUCUAGAUUUUUGUUAUCUAGUCCGUCGCAAUAUCAUCACCGAAGACUCUCUACUUCAAAUCGAAGACGCACUCUCUCGUUUUCACCAUUACCAUGAAAUCUUCAGGACAAUGAGUGUCGUCCUUCACUUCUCCUUACCUCGUCAACACUCGCUCAUGCACUAUGUUCGAAACAUUCGACUCUUUGCUGCACCCAACGGUCUCUGCUUGUCAAUCACCGAGAACAAGCACAUCAAAGCGGUCAAGGAGCCCUGGCGACGAUUGAGCCGUUACAAUGCGCUUGGUCAGAUAUUACUGACCAAUCAACGGCUCGACAAACUUUCAGCACUGCGAGUCGACUUCAUGCGUCGGGGGAUGCUCACUGGCACUUGUCUCUCAGCAGUCAAUGCCUUAGAUGACGGGCCCACAGUUCUACAAGUGUUCAUAACGCUGGCAAAAACCCGCCAGGGCAAAAAUCGCGCUCAAACCAUUCCUGAACUCGCUGAUGAACUUGAUAUUCCUCACCUAUCUGACCUUCUCAGACGCUUCUUAUUUCAACAGACGCAUCCUGAUGAUCCCCGCGAUCCAUCCAAUAUCCCUCUUGCUGAAUGUCCCCUCUAUCUCAGCAAAAUUGCGGUCUUCAACUCGGCAUCAUCGCGAUUUUAUGCGCCGAGCGAUUUGAGUGGUAUUGGUGGCAUGCGCACUGAACACAUCCGCUCUUGUCCCUCCUGGCGAGGUGGGCAUUCACGCAACAACUGUGUCUUUGUCAACACAGACUCUAGUCUACCUGGCAUGCAAGGUCUCAAAGUUGCACGCGUUCGCGCAUUUUUUUCAUUCCAGUACCGGGGCGAAGUGUAUCCCUGCAUUGUGGUUCGCUGGUUUGACAAAAUCGGCGAUGCUGCAGACGAAGACACGGGAAUGUGGAUGGUUCGUCCAGGAGAGGGUGCAAACAAUACUGCUGAGUACGCGAUCAUUCAUAUUGACGCCAUUUAUCGUGCUGCCCAUCUUAUUCCCGUGUACGGCACGGAAUUCCUGCCUCCAGAGCUCAAAUUUUAUCAUUCCUAUGAUGCAUUCCGCGCCUACUAUGUCAAUAAAUACACUGACCAUCACGCCUUUGAGAUUGCAUUUUGAUCUAGCUACUUGUACACAAUUUGAAUUUAUAAUACUCUUUUCUCUCUUAAUAUGCAUUUUCUCUCCUUUGUGUGGCAAAACCAAUGGACCGCUCCUUUGCGCCUUUGAGAAAUUUCGGAAAGAUCGAGUUAUCACUCCUUGUAUUAAUU